Messenger RNA from Lachancea lanzarotensis, 1071 nucleotides. RefSeq names its product LALA0S12e03378g1_1 (gene DUG3). The transcript has 2 exons. The record is from RefSeq and is a predicted model, not a curated record. NCBI's taxonomy places the organism in Eukaryota, Fungi, Ascomycota, Saccharomycetes, Saccharomycetales, Saccharomycetaceae. The coding region runs from base 1 to 1071 and encodes 356 amino acids.
AUGUGUCGUUUUUUAAUUUUCAAAGGCAAAGAACCGGUGCGUUUAUCACACCUUUUGACUCGGCCUGCGCAUUCGAUCAUCAAGCAGUCGUUUGACAGUCGGCUGCGGCUUGAUACCAGAAGACCUAUUAAUGGUGAUGGGUUUGGAUUGGCAUACUACUCUGCAGACGAAGAACUCGAAGAAGAUGGGCCCUGCAUUUUCAAAGCCAUCACACCUGCCUGGAAUAACCAAAAUCUAGAUGUGCUUGCCGAGAAGACCAAAUCUGCGCUAGUUUUUGCGCAUGUUCGGGCCUCGACAUACGGUGUGCUCUCCGAGACUAACUGCCAUCCGUUCACGUACCACCGCAUCACCUUCAUGCACAACGGCGGGAUUUCCAACUUUCGCAAGAUCAAGAGACGGUUUCUGGCUCAUUUGGACGACGAGUACUUCAACUUAAUCCAGGGCAGCACCGAUUCCGAGUGUGCAUUUGCGCUGUUCCUUGACACUCUGCACAAGAUGGGCUGCAACACUUCUGACAAACGGGGCGAUUUUGGACAUGCUACGCUACGCAAAUGUAUGAUGCAGACGAUUGAGUACAUAAAGGACUGGACCCGUGAGGCCAAUGCGUCGGAUCCCUGCGCAGAGCCUUCCAUAUUGAAUUUUGCCGUUACCGACGGGGCCAGCGUCGUUGUUUCGCGGUAUGUGACGUCCAAGACCGACGAAGCUGCGUCUCUACACUUUAGUUGCGGGUCACGCUUCGUCGAAUCUGCGCCGGGCGAAUAUCGCAUGGAACGUCUGGAUAGAAACCAGGACGUUAUCAUGGUAGCGUCUGAGCCUCUCACAUUCGAACGUGGUGACUGGACUACUGUGCCAACCAAUAGCGUACUCACCAUCAAGAAUCAAACUGUUCUACUGCACCCUAUCGUUGACGAAUACUACCAAGAAGACCCAUUAUACAUUCGCAGCUCAUCACUCGCAGAAAGAAAGGGUCUUAUGGGCUCUGUGCCGCUUUCGAAACCCUUGGAGCGGAACGUGCCACCGUUGGAGAGAGAAGGACGUUCUAGACCGCACACUUCUGCAGUUGGCGCGUGA